Colletotrichum tamarilloi is the source of this 789-nucleotide messenger RNA. Its product is annotated as endo-beta-1,6-glucanase. Gene Ontology annotation, cellular component: extracellular region; cell surface. The coding region runs from base 1 to 789 and encodes 262 amino acids. Gene Ontology annotation, molecular function: beta-glucosidase activity. The transcript has 4 exons. NCBI's taxonomy places the organism in Eukaryota, Fungi, Ascomycota, Sordariomycetes, Glomerellales, Glomerellaceae. The record is from RefSeq and is a predicted model, not a curated record. Gene Ontology annotation, biological process: glucan catabolic process.
AUGGUCUGUUUUUCUCUUCUGGUGCUUGCGUGCGCACUGCCGGCUACCUAUGCGUGGUUGCCAAAUGAUGGCUCCACCAAGCUCGUCGACACCGAUGGGCACAGUCUGUUUGAAGGAAAUGGGACAUCCUCCAAUAAGAGUGGUGUCACUCCACGCUGGUGGAGCAGUUCUGGGAAGAUUAGAGGAGUCAACUUAGGCUCAGUCUUCGUCUAUGAGCCGUGGAUUGACUCAGGCGAAUGGAAUAAGAUGGGCUGUGGUUCUUACAAGUCCGAAUUCGACUGCGUUUCGAAGCUUGGUCAGGCGAAAUCUGACGCUGCCUUCCAGAAACAUUGGGACACCUGGCUCACCGCGGCCGAUCUGGACGAGAUGUUGACUUACGGUAUCAACACUAUUCGCAUCCCACUAGGGUAUUGGCUUGACGAGUCUCUCGUCGAUAAGUCGGAGCAUUUCCCGAAGGGUGCUGUGACUUACUUGAUCCGGCUCUGCGGCUGGGCUAGUGACCGUGGUUUCUAUAUCAUCUUGGGCCACCACGGCGCCCCAGGUGCACAAGAGCGGCAAAAUCCGUUCACCGGCCAGUACGCUACUACCCCGGGCUUCUACAAUGACUACCAAUAUAAUCGCGGUGUCAAAUUCCUGAAGUUCCUCAGAAAGCUUGUCCACGAUCACAACGAGUUCCGCAACGUCGGUAUGAUUGAGGUUCUAAGUCAACAUACCCACUUCCUGGCACCCCCCUGUUUCUGGCACCACAAAAACGAUGGGAUCACAACCCAACCUCCUCAUUACUAUUAA